Molecule: messenger RNA, 1835 nt
Organism: Spirodela intermedia
Lineage: Eukaryota; Viridiplantae; Streptophyta; Magnoliopsida; Alismatales; Araceae
Source: the annotation of a GenBank genome assembly
AUGGGAGCGGGGAAGAAGAUCGCCGUCUUCGGCCUCACGCUGGUGGCGGUGGUGGCGGUCGUCGUGGGGGUCGUCGCCGCCGUGAUGUGGUCCCACCGGAAGGUCGGCGACGACUUCGCCGUCCCCAGCGGCCCCGCCGGCGACGGCAGCGGCGGAAUCGCCGCCGCGACGACGUCGAAGAGCAUCGAGGCAAUGUGCGCCGUCACGGACUACCGGAACGAGUGCGAGAAGAGCCUCCGCGCCGCCCUCGGCGGUAACGGCACCGCAGUGAGUAUCAAGGAGAUGGUGAAGGCGGCGGUUCAGGUCACCCUCGAGGCCUCUCGGACCGCGGCGGAACAGGCCGCCGGCGUGGUCAACGGCACCGUUGACGGGAGGCAGAAGGCGGCGCUGGCGGACUGCAAGCAGCUGCUCCAGGACGCCGUCGACGAGCUGCAGGACAUCUUCUCCGGCGUUGACCUCUCCGCCGGUGGGAACCUGACGGCGAGGUCCGACGACGUGAAGACCUGGCUCAGCGCCGUCAUAUCCUACCAGCAGACCUGCCUCGACGGGGUUGACCACCCGGAGCUGAAGGCCCAAGUGGAGAAGAUCAUCGCCGACGCCGCCGCGUUGACCAGCAACGCCCUCGCUAUCGUCACCGAGGUCGCCGCUACCCUGCAGAGCCUGGAGGGUCUCCAACUCUCCGGGAUGAUACCCAAGAUGCAGAGGCGCCUCCUCGCCGAAGGCGGCGCCGCCUUCCCGGAAUGGUUCUCCGCAGGGGACCGCCGGCUGCUGGCGGCGGUCAACAGGGGCGCUGCCCGGCCGAACGCGGUUGUGGCGAAGGACGGCAGUGGCGACUUCAAGACCAUCAACGCCGCCCUCGCCGCCAUCCCCAAGGACCACCGUGGGCGCUAUGUCAUCUACGUCAAAGCCGGCGUCUACCAGGAGAACGUCAUCGUCACCAAAAGCAUGGUCAACGUCUUCAUGUACGGCGACGGUUCCCGCCGCUCCAUCGUCUCCGGGCACAAGAACUUCGUCGACGGCACCCCCACCUUCCAAACCGCCACCUUCGGUCCCUCCUCUCUCUCUAACAUCUCUCUAAUCCCUCUCUCUCUAAACACUCUCUUUCUCUCUAACAUCCCACUAUCUUUUAAUCUGGUGCAGCGGCGAUAGGGAACGGGUUUGUGGCGAAGUCAAUGGGGUUCAGGAACACGGCGGGGCCGGAGAAGCACCAGGCGGUGGCGCUGAGGGUGCAGUCGGACAUGGCGGCGUUCUUCAACUGCAGGAUGGACGGCUACCAGGACACGCUCUACGCGCAGACCCACCGCCAGUUCUACCGGAACUGCGUCGUCUCCGGCACCGUUGACUUCAUCUUCGGCGACUCCGCCACCGUCUUGCAGAACUGCCUGAUCAUCGUCCGCCGCCCUCUGGACAACCAGCAAAACACCAUCACCGCCCAUGGCCGCACCGAUCGGAGGGAGACCACCGGAUUGGUCAUCCACAACUGCAGGAUUGUGCCGGAGAGGAAGCUCGUUCCUCUGCGAUUCAAGAUCCCCAGCUAUCUUGGAAGGCCGUGGAAGGAGUACUCGAGGACGGUGAUCAUGGAGUCAACGAUCGGGGACUUCAUCAGGAAGGAGGGGUGGCUGCCGUGGGCCGGCGACUUCGCCCUGAAGACGCUGUAUUAUGCAGAAUACGGGAAUAGAGGCGCCGGCGCCGCCACAGCCGGGAGGGUUGACUGGCCGGGGUUCAGGGUCAUCGGCCGGAAGGAGGCGGCCCAGUUCACCGUCGGCAGCUUCAUCCAGGGAGAUCGCUGGAUCCGCUACACCGGCGCUCCCUACAUUCUAGGGUUCCGCCGCUGA